Messenger RNA from Poeciliopsis prolifica (blackstripe livebearer), 2070 nucleotides. It is a transcript of the gene clec14a, whose product is annotated as C-type lectin domain containing 14A. Gene Ontology annotation, biological process: positive regulation of axonogenesis. NCBI's taxonomy places the organism in Eukaryota, Metazoa, Chordata, Actinopteri, Cyprinodontiformes, Poeciliidae. Gene Ontology annotation, cellular component: cytoplasm. The coding region runs from base 253 to 1314 and encodes 353 amino acids. The record is from RefSeq and is a predicted model, not a curated record. The transcript is spliced from 2 exons. Gene Ontology annotation, molecular function: calcium ion binding.
GCAAUCUGCCAGCACAACUACUGUGAAGGAGGAACCCGAGGAAAGAGAUACAAGAUAAACUAGGAGAAGUGGAAAGAAAGAAGUUUUUUUUUUCCCAGAGUCAGGAGGACAAAACUGUAAAGAGUGGAGGAGACAAUAACCUGAGAACAAACAACAGAAAGAGGGAGAGGAGGAGGAAACGAAACGACCGAAUCAAAACCUGGACAAGUAACUAACGUGACAUCAUCACCAAGGGGGGCGGAGCUUGAGGAAAUGGAAUUUCGACUCUGCUGCUGGUGGAGUUCCCUUUGGAUGGUUGUCUUCCUGCUGAGCAAUGUCUCCACUGCCGUGUCCUCACACACUGAAUACAGUGUGAGCAGCAGCAAAGCUUCCUUUGACCAGGCCGUGGUGAACUGCCAUCCUGGUGUUCUGCCCUCUGUGGCCUCCCAGCAAGAGCUGCAGGAAAUAUUCCAGCUUCUCAACAAGUCAAAGUCAUUUCAGGAAAAUGUCACCGUCUGGGUCGGGCUGAGGAAGCCCAAACACGAAUGUAGUACUGAUGGACAACCUCUGAGAGGAUUCAAGUGGGUCGAGAACGGUAGCCAGGAGGCCAGCGCCAUCAACUGGCUGGAGGAGCCGAAGCUCACCUGUACAGGGAUGUUAUGUGGGGCUCUGAGGCAGCAGCGUGUCCAGUCAGAACUUACUUGGGGUUUAAUUCCCACCAGCUGUAAAACCCACUACCAUUUCAUCUGCAAAGGGAGUGACGCGCAUACAGAGCUACAGCUGAAAACGAGCCCAACAACAUCAAAACCCGACUCAGCAACGUUCCAUCCUAACAUCUUGACAUCAGAGCCAGAGUCCUGUGAGCGGUCCAAAGACCCCAAGCAUCCCAGCAUUCGCUCCCUGAUGGCUGAUUCCAACGACGGCAACAAAGUCCUGGUUGAGUGUUGGUCUGCCGUGAAGUUGGACCUGUUCUGUUCAGGGUUUCCUGCUGUGUGGCGAGUGCUGGAUGGCUCCCCCGCUAAUUUCAGCAUCAUCUGCCUGAAGUGUGAAGAAGGCUUCCAGAAAAACGGUUCAGGGUUCUGUGUGGAUGUGGAUGAGUGCAGCACCGGGAAGCCCUGCCAGCACACCUGCCAGAACACCGAGGGUUCCUACAGGUGCGUCUGUGCCGAUGAGCAGGACUGUGACCAGGUGGCACCAGCUACAUCUGACAAGUCACUGUUACACAUCCUGAUCCCCGUACUGACUGUGGUUGCUGUGCUGCUGCUGAUACUGGUCAUCGUUGGCGUGGUGAAAUGCUGUUUAAAGAGGCGCAAGAAGAUGAAGACCAAACCGUAAACGACAAGGAAUCCUGCAUAGGCCACUGAAGACGUGUUGAGGAGCUUUUUGAUUUGGGGUAUUAUGUAAAAUCAACCUUUUUUUGAGCUUUUCGGCGUGUUAUGAUGUUUUUCCCUCAUCAAAAACAUACCUGGAGUGUUGCUUUGAUUCUUUCACUCAUCUUUGAGAAAUCCUUCAAUCUCCCAUGGCAACCAUUGGGGUUGUAUAAACACUUACUCUCACAAAGUGCUCCUCAGUGAAGUCACAACCCCCAACCAAGCUCCUGCUCUACAGAGUACCCUUCCCCUACUCUACUCCUCCAGACUAGUGGCAGCAGCAACUAGCAAACACCUGGUGGAACUGCUGAACUCAUCAUACGAACUACUACGUGCAACGCUACAAAGAACGAUUGUAAAUGGCACAAUGGAGGAGCAUUUUUAUGAUGACUUCUUGUAGGUUUAGUAUUGGAAAGAGCAGGAGCUUCUUAAAGAGACAGAGGCAUCAAAUUGAAAAGUUAAAUUUCUUUUUAAGUCAUAUUUGAUAUAUACAGCUUUCUGAUAACGGUUACUUGAUUGUAGUAUUGGAUGGGGAUACACUGCCCCUUCAAACCUUAAGGAAUUAUAAAAUAUAACUUUAAAACCAUCUUACCAAAUAAUUUCUCCCUCAUUGCGAUGAACUGGAAUGAUUUUAUUGUACAUUUCUCUGUAACUGAAUCUAAAAUUGGGGGAAUUAAAAAUAAAUUAGACUGAAAAUGAAUUGUUUUGAAUGGUUGUAAAA